ACGAAAACACUCAGACAUUCAAUUGUGGGGCAAUUUGGGAUUUCGACUCACUUCACGGCAGUUCAGCUCUCGAGAUCGAUUUCUCUCAAGAGCAACUCAUCCCAUUCUAUGUACCAACGUAAUCGACUCAAUCUGUCUUAAUUAGCACCGACCUAGCUAAUAUGCCCUAACGACGAAGUCAGAAACCCGCAGUCCGCGCCGUCUUUUUCCUUCCUUUUAAGUAAUUUGCUUUCUGCCAAUGUUGGCCUUUAUAUGAUAAACGGCGACGUAUCGGCGCCAAUAUGUCGAGAAUAUCCCGACUCGCUCAAUAUGGCUUGAGCACCUCCGGUCUAGCUCCGGGAGCCCGACCGAUGCUGGCCACCGGCGCCCGGUCGCCUGGUGAGGUCUCCGUGGCGCGGCUCUCACAGGGUCCAUCAUGGAGGCCGAUGUCUGCACUUGAUGAUUGGGUCGCAAAAAAGGCCCGACCGGUCAGCCUCCGCCAGCUCAUGUUUUUUGGACGCUCGCUGAACGAGGCUCGUCUGCUCAGCUCGGCCAACUAUGUCCGCACGGAGCUACCUACCCGCCUGUCCCACCGCAUCCGGGACAUGCAGAUGCUGCCUUACCAGGUCGUGUCGAAUCAGCACAUAGCCGAAGUCUAUAACAUGUACUGGACCGCCUUCGACACCUUCCGCAAGGUCAAGGAGGUUAAGUCGCUAGCCGACAACGAUUCCUUCUGCGAGGUUAUCAGUGGGAUGCUCAAGACCCACCUCACUGUUAUCCCGAAGCUAGCCAUGGGUGUGCUUGAGUGUAGUGGACUCAUGGACCCUCAGGAACUUAACGGCUUUAUGAACCGCAUCUUGCAGUCCAGAAUCUCUCGCCGCGUCAUCGCAGAACAGCACGUGACCCUCACACAGUCCUUCCGCAACCAGACUCAACCGUGGUCGCCGCCAGCCGGAGAAGCCGCGGCGGUAGCGGCAACAUUGGGAUCGGCCAGCCCUAUAGCCGAAUCGUCGGACUUUGUCGGCAACGUCCUCGUCAGGUGUGUUGCCCGCGAUGUCGUCGACCGCUGCGCCGCGGCCGUGCACUCUUUGGCGCGGUCCGCACACGGGGAAGACGUCCCGCUGCCUGAGAUCCGCGUCGUUGGCCACCUGUCGGCCAACUUCCCCUUUAUCCUCAGCCACCUUGAGUACAUAAUCGGCGAGCUGCUGCGCAACAGCGUUGACGCCUCUGUCGAGCAGCACCAAAAGUCUGGCAAACCCCCACCACCCAUCGAGGUCACCAUCUGUGAGUCGUCGCAGCAUGUCAUCAUCCGCGUAUCAGACCAGGGCGGCGGCGUCGCGCGAGACAUGCUUCCUUACCUAUGGUCGUUCAGCAAAGGUCCCCACAGCGACCGGCUGCUACAGAACCUCAAGCACGUGCCCAAGAUGGCCGCCACGCUGCAGGAGGUGCGCGCUGAGGAUGACGGCAUCCUGUCGAUCCCGCAGAUCACAACUGACCAGAGUGUCCUGUCAUCGCUCUCGUCUUUGUCGUCACGACCGCCGAAUCUGAAAUUGGGUGUAGGCCUGCCUUUGAGUAGAGUAUACGCCGAAUACUGGGCUGGGAGUCUUGAACUCCACAGCCUUGAGGGCUACGGGGUUGACACAUUCCUCCAAAUAUCGAAGCUUGGGAAUAAGAACGAACAGCUUGCUACCAGGGCAAGUAUGGACGCUGUGUGAAGGACAAAUUGGCAUAGUUACACACAUUUACUUUUACGGGCAACGAGCACACAAUACCAUCAGUGGUCGAGAGGAGACUGCUGGCACGGCAUCAAGAUAAUCAACCUCAUUCCGAGCCGAGCCAAGUAUGUUGGAGCAACGCUGCUAACCAGCGACUUGCACUCCGUCUGGAAAUUGUUGGGUUGUAGAAUAGCAAAGUAUAUAGUAGGAGGGAGGUUGACUUUGGAUAGCGAGGUGUGCGUUUGACCUGUUUACCUCACACACGACAACUUGGUACGAACGAAUUACCCGAAACUACCAUUAAACAAAGACAGCCAUUUUUUUGAUUAUAUUGGUAUCACAACUGCGAGGCUGAAUUACAUCACAACUAAGUAAGUCUAAG
Pyricularia oryzae 70-15 is the source of this 2076-nucleotide messenger RNA. Its product is annotated as pyruvate dehydrogenase kinase. Gene Ontology annotation, molecular function: pyruvate dehydrogenase (acetyl-transferring) kinase activity. Gene Ontology annotation, biological process: protein phosphorylation; regulation of glucose metabolic process. Gene Ontology annotation, cellular component: mitochondrion. The transcript is spliced from 2 exons. The record is from RefSeq and is a predicted model, not a curated record. Lineage: Eukaryota; Fungi; Ascomycota; Sordariomycetes; Magnaporthales; Pyriculariaceae. The coding region runs from base 282 to 1694 and encodes 470 amino acids.